ACAAGGUGCCACUGUAGUUGGUUAUCCACAAUACUUCCAUAGGAGCGGGAGGGCAUCUGGCUUUGGGCACCAGAGGCACCAUAAUCUUUAUACGCGAAGAGUAAGAAAUAAAGUGCCAUUCUAUUGAAUACUCUGCAUGGAGCAAAGAAAAGAGGGAGUGAUGGUGGCGAAGAUGAUGCCGCAGCAGAACCCAAUUGAGCAGUUACAGGCUCGCUUCAAGGAGUUGGAGACUCAGUUCAAGGCGUGGUUGGCCAAGCAGUCGCUGCCAGUGGAGGUUGCCUUGGUCACCGCCACCAGCGCCGCUCAGGGCGCUGCCAUAGGCGCCCUCAUGGGCACUCUCACCAACGACAUGCCUUCAUCUCUCCCAGCCACUCCCCCCCAGGGCAGCCCCCAAGCCAUGGCCUCUUUCCAGCAAGCACAGUCUCUUGCUGGGGGUCCGUUGGUACAAGCUCGCAACUUUGCUGUGAUAACAGGUGUCAAUGCUGGCAUCACCUCUGUCAUGAGACGACUUAGAGGCAAGGAGGAUGUCCAGUCUAGCAUGGUGGCAGCUUUUGGUUCUGGAGCUAUGUUUACAUUGGUGAGUGGCAUGGGCGCGGGUGCCCCAAAUCAAGCAGCAAAUGCAAUCACUUCUGGCCUCUUUUUUGCUCUUGUCCAAGGUGGGAUUUUCAAGCUAGGGGAAAAGUUCUUUAAACCUCCAGUUGAAGAUGUCUUCUAUACUAAAACAAGAUCCAUGUUGUAUAACCUUGGCCUCCAGAAUUUCGAGAAGAAUUUCAAGAAAGGCUUGUUAACGGAUAGCACAUUACCUCUGCUCACUGACAGUGCUCUUAGAGAUGCAAAAAUCCCUCCUGGACCAAGACUUCUCAUUCUUGAUCACAUUCAGAGGGACCCGGAGAUGAGAAGUAGGCAAGGAAGUGGUCGUUGAUUACCUACUGUCAAACCAGUUGUCCGCCACUACUGUUUUACCUGUUAAACCUCAGAAAAGAUAGUAAUCUUACCUGCAAUGAGAUGACAAUUUUUGUGGUCUAACAGAUUAAAUUCUCAGUAUAAAAAAAAAAAGGAAAGAAAAAACACUUUUAAGUUGUGCCUUAGUAGUUUUGGUGCUAUUAAUUGGCUCAAAUAAUACUGUUUAUGAUCUUGAAUGUGGUAUUCUGAAUAAUAUAUGCUGAUCACUAUUUUUGAUAA
Molecule: messenger RNA, 1182 nt
Organism: Juglans microcarpa x Juglans regia
Lineage: Eukaryota; Viridiplantae; Streptophyta; Magnoliopsida; Fagales; Juglandaceae
Product: chloroplastic import inner membrane translocase subunit HP30-2-like
Exons: 6
Coding region: 137-922 (261 amino acids)
Biological process (GO): protein targeting to chloroplast; protein insertion into mitochondrial inner membrane
Cellular component (GO): chloroplast inner membrane; TIM22 mitochondrial import inner membrane insertion complex
Molecular function (GO): transmembrane protein transporter activity
Source: RefSeq, a predicted model, not a curated record